This is a messenger RNA of Fimicolochytrium jonesii, 3660 nucleotides long. RefSeq names its product SNF2 family N-terminal domain-containing protein. The transcript has 2 exons. Gene Ontology annotation, cellular component: chromatin; nucleus. The record is from RefSeq and is a predicted model, not a curated record. Gene Ontology annotation, biological process: regulation of transcription by RNA polymerase II; nucleosome organization. Lineage: Eukaryota; Fungi; Chytridiomycota; Chytridiomycetes; Spizellomycetales; Powellomycetaceae. Gene Ontology annotation, molecular function: ATP hydrolysis activity; DNA binding; ATP-dependent chromatin remodeler activity. Bases 193 to 3435 code for a protein of 1080 amino acids.
CUCUCAGCAAACACCCCCAAAACAGACAUCCGCAGCUACCCACACCCUUCCUCCAUAACAGCAACCCCUCUUCAGUUCCGAACUCGCAACUGCUAUAGCUCUGUUCCCUCAUCUUUACCGGUUCUGAUCGCCACUUUCCGCUUCGCUCAACGACACGUUCAUUCCGCUCCGCGCAAAGCAGUCACUCACAAAAUGGACGUUGACGCCGACAACGGUUCCGUGUCCGUAAUAGACAACGACUCCGUAUCGGCCAUGGACAUUGACGACGACCAGCUUCCAGGUUCCGUCAGCAUGUCCACAGCAGCCAGCGACGAUGGCCAACAAGACGACGACGAGAAUGGCACCAAGAAGAAACCGGAACCCAUAAAAGUCGUCCGCUUAGCCCCCGCUGAGCUCGCACGGCGCAAAGCAGGCUUCGCAAAGGACUCGGAAGAGUUGCGGCGGCGGAAGGCCCGCGAUCAGCAGAAGCGUUACGCGUACCUUAUGGGCCAGACGGAGAUCUUUUCCCAUUUCAUCAACAUCUCUAAAAUGAAGGGGGCGGAUGUCACGGCGCUUGAGGAAGCUACCGAUGCCGAAAAGGCCAAGACAAACUCCAAGGAUGGGUCACGGAGGCAUCGGAAGACGGAAAAGGAGGAAGAUGAAGAACUGCUGCACGAUGAGAUGGAGGAAGAGGAGACGGCGACGUACACGUUUGAUGAUUCGCCUUCGUAUGUCAAGCAUGCGCCUAUGAGGGAUUACCAGGUCCAAGGGCUCAACUGGCUCAUAUCCCUGUUCGAAAACGGUAUCAACGGGAUCCUUGCCGACGAGAUGGGACUGGGAAAGACGCUGCAGUCCAUAUCGUUCCUCGGAUACCUCAAACACUACCAGUCGAUAGACGGGCCGCAUCUCGUCAUUGUGCCCAAGUCGACGCUGCAUAAUUGGGUGAAGGAGUUUGAGCGCUGGUGUCCGAGUCUGAACGUGUUUAUGUUCCACGGCAGCAAACCCGAUCGCCAGCACCUGGUUCAAGACAAACUCCUCGCGCAAGACUUUGAGGUGUGCGUCACGUCGUACGAGAUGUGUCUCCUCGAGAAAGCGGCAUUCAGGAAGCUGGCGUGGCAGUACAUCGUCAUCGACGAAGCCCACCGUAUCAAGAACGAGAACUCGGCCCUCUCUCAGAUCGUGCGCGAGUUCCAGUGCAGGAACAGGCUGCUACUCACCGGCACCCCGCUGCAGAACAACCUCCACGAGCUGUGGGCGCUGCUCAACUUCCUCCUUCCCGAUAUCUUCAGUUCCUCCGAGGAUUUUGACAAGUGGUUCGAAGCGCAAGGCGGCGACCAGAACAAGGUCGUCACGCAACUUCACAAAGUUCUUCGCCCAUUCCUCCUCCGUCGCAUCAAAGCCGACGUGGAAAAGUCGCUGCUGCCAAAGAAACGCCUCAACAUCUAUGUCGGCAUGUCCGUCAUGCAGCGCAAAUGGUAUCAACGUCUCCUGGAAAAAGAUAUCGACGCCGUCAACAACGCGCUAGGCGAAAAAUCGACCAAGGCCCGCGCGACUCGUUUACAGAACAUUGUCAUGCAGCUCCGUAAAUGCUGCAACCACCCAUACCUCUUUGACGGCGCCGAACCUGGGCCACCAUAUACCACCGACGAGCAUAUUGUCGAAAACGCCGGAAAGAUGGUCGUACUGGACAGGCUGCUCACGCGGUCCAAAGCCAGCGGAUCCCGCGUCCUGCUCUUCAGCCAGAUGAGCCGCAUGCUCGACAUUUUGGAAGACUACUGCAUCUUCCGCGGCUACGAGUACUGCCGUAUCGACGGAAACACCCCGCACGAGGACCGUGUAGCCAGCAUCGACGAGUACAACAAACCUGACAGCAGCAAAUUCAUCUUCCUGCUCACGACCCGGGCCGGUGGACUCGGCAUCAACCUCGCUACCGCCGACCACGUCGUCAUGUACGACAGCGACUGGAACCCGCAAGUCGAUCUACAGGCCGAGGACCGCGCGCACCGUAUCGGCCAGAAAAAGCAGGUCUAUAUCUUCCGCUUCAUCACUGAGAACGCCGUUGAGGAAAAAGUCAUCGACAGAGCUACUCAGAAGUUACGCCUUGAUCAGCUGGUUAUCCAGCAAGGCCGUGCUGCCCCGCAGACCAAAUCGGCGUCUAAGGACGAGCUGUUGUCGAUGAUCCAGCACGGCGCGCAGGAUAUCUUCAAGUCGACUGACAGUACUAUCAAGACUGGCGAAGAUAUCGAAGACCUGCUCCGCCGCUCGGAGCAGAAAACGGCUGAGCUCGACUCCAAAUAUGCCAACAUGGGCUUGGACGAUCUGCAAAAGUUCAGCGUGGCGGGUGGCGGCAGCGUGUACGAGUGGGAAGGCUCGGAUUUCCGCAACAACAACAACAAACCAGGCGGCGGCGGCGGUUUCGGGUGGAUCGGCCCCGCGAAAAGAGAACGCAAAUCGGUCCUACAGUCGUACUCCGAGCAGGAAUACUACAAGGGCAUGCUGCAAACCGGCGGCCGGACCUCUAAAGAAAAAGCUCCCAAACCUCCCAAGAUCGCCAAUAUCCAGGAUUUCCAGUUCUACCCCACCCGUCUUCGGGACCUCCAAGAACGCGAGAUCCUCGCCUUCCGCCGCGAAAUAAACUACAAAGUCCGCCCCGAUGACAUCGACGACGGCCCCACCACCUCCGAAGACGCCGACGAUGCGGCCAGCAACAUCGACCUCGUCGUCCGCGUCGCAGAGGAACAAGCCCGCAUCGACGCCGCCACGCCCUUAACGCCCACCGAGAUCGCCGAAAAGGACCGUCUGCUCUCCAAAGGCUUUUCCGACUGGUCCAAACGCGAUUUCGUCUCCUUCUGCAAAGCCUGCGAGAAACACGGGCGGCACGACCUCGCCUCCAUCUCCGCCGAGAUCGAGGGAAAGACCCCCGCGGAAGUCAAAGCUUACUCGGAGGUGUUUUGGAAGCGGGUUAAGGAGCUGGCGGAUUGGGAGAAGGUGGUUGCGAAUAUUGAGAAGGGCGAGGCGAGGCUGAGGAAAGUGCAGGAGGUGCAGGAUAUUCUGACGACGAAAGUGAGGGGGGUGAGGCUGCCGUUGCAGCAGUUGAGGAUUGUGUAUUUGCAGAGCAAGGGGAAGAAUUAUACGGAGGAGGAGGAUCGGUUUUUGCUGGUGAUGCUCGAACGCUACGGCUACGGCUCCGACGAAGUCUACGACAAGAUCCUUUCCUCCAUCAAGACGUCGCCCCUCUUCCGCUUCGACUGGUUCAUCAAGUCGCGUACCGCCGUCGAAAUCCAGCGGAGGUGUACUACCCUUAUCAGUCUCGUUACCAAGGAGGUUGCCGCUGGUGCGGCCGGUGCGGGUGGGGGUGUGGCUGCGGGAGGCGAGGAGGAGGAGGAGAGGGAGGAAAGGAAGCGGAAGAGUACGGGCGGGAGGGAUAGUCCGAGGGCUGUUAAGAAGCGGAAGUAGGGGUGGGGGUGGUAGAAAGCUUGAUGGCGUAUGGUUUGGGAGACGGUCAUGCGUUGCAAGAUAGAAUAGGAAUAAGAUUAUGACUUCAGCGUACGGGGAUAGGUGUGUCGGCCUGUGAUGGAGUGUUAUGUACUUCUUGAAUGGGAGUGAUUUGCGAUAUGAAAACUGACACCAAGUCCACGAUCCAAACCUUGCUUGCCAACCAUCCUAAUUCAAAAAAAUCUC